CGUGAUGAGCUCUUGCUGUUAGUAUCAAACUGUCGCUCUGUUCUAAACCAUGGGUUAUUAUUUAGCUCUGCUUGUUUUAUCAGUGAGUACUCUGGCGCAUUUCACUAACGCAUGUCAAUUUGGAAGCGAGGCCAUACAGGAAGUCUAUGAUCGAUUUGAAAUAUUCAGAAAAACGAAAGCAUUCGAUCCAACUGAUCCGAAAGUUCCAUUAAAACAAUAUCAAUUUUACAAUGACAACGGCAAUAGGAGAUUAGCUUUUGAAGUCAACGGAGUUUAUAUGUCGGAACAUUAUACCAUCGACGGCGAUAAUAAAAUUCAAACGAAAAAUGGACAGUAUCGUAUCGAUGACGGUGUGAUUCUCAAUUAUAAGCGUGACGAGAACGGUGAAUUUUCAUUUGAUGACUGGUCGAAACAUAAGAAAUUCCAAUCAUCACUACGGAGCAUCGAUGCUGAGCUACCAAGUGAUUUCGAGGAGGAUUACAAACAAGUUAUGGUUGACUUAAACGCAAUGAGAAAGAAAAUGUUCGACUUUCAAAAAGGACUUAGCCAAAAAGACGUCGAACGCGUUCAGUUGUUUGAGGUUUCUACACUUUCGAACGGUGGAUUCUAUACGCAAUAUAUCGACAAUGAUGGGGGAAGUUUAACCGUUUACAAGCAGAAUGAAAGCGACUCCAUUUCUGGGCGACUCUCGUGUCAUUAUAUGGACCAGAAAUACAAAAUUGUGGAUGGGAAGGUUGUUGCCGAUGGGGAACCCUUCGUUCCAGUAGUGUUAGAUUGAAUAACGUCGGUUCUACUUUUUAUGAGUGCAUUCAAUUAAUCAAUACAUUUUUUAAAUUGCAACACUG
Molecule: messenger RNA, 845 nt
Organism: Bradysia coprophila
Lineage: Eukaryota; Metazoa; Arthropoda; Insecta; Diptera; Sciaridae
Source: RefSeq, a predicted model, not a curated record